This is a messenger RNA of Raphanus sativus (radish), 1849 nucleotides long. RefSeq lists its product as uncharacterized. Gene Ontology annotation, cellular component: vacuole. The record is from RefSeq and is a predicted model, not a curated record. The coding region runs from base 65 to 1675 and encodes 536 amino acids. Gene Ontology annotation, biological process: proteolysis. Gene Ontology annotation, molecular function: serine-type exopeptidase activity; dipeptidyl-peptidase activity. NCBI's taxonomy places the organism in Eukaryota, Viridiplantae, Streptophyta, Magnoliopsida, Brassicales, Brassicaceae. The transcript has 9 exons.
UACUAGUGACGGGUGGUUGCAAUCUUGUUGGGGGAAAGAAAAAAGCUCGAAAAGCGGAGAGAAAAUGGCGAGCCAUCUCGUAUUGCUUCUGAUCAUCUCUUUCGUUUUCUCCACUUCAUCCUCCUCUCCGUCACCUCGUUUUCCUCGCCAAACUCUCCAGAGCCGAGCCAGAACCCAGCCGUCACGGGGAGGAGAUCGAAACUCGUACCGAUACGAGACGAAGUAUUUCUCCCAGCAGCUCGACCACUUCAGCUUCGCGGAUCUUCCGAAAUUCUCGCAGCGUUACUUGAUCAACUCCGAUCACUGGACCGGCGCCUCUGAGCUCGGACCUAUCUUCCUCUACUGCGGCAACGAAGGGGAUAUCGAAUGGUUCGCUACGAACUCUGGAUUCAUUUGGGAGAUCGCUCCCAAGUUUGGGGCCUUGCUUGUUUUCCCUGAGCAUAGGUAUUAUGGAGAGUCUAUGCCUUAUGGAAACAGGGAAGAAGCUUACAAGAACGCUACCACGUUAUCGUAUCUCACAACCGAGCAAGCUCUUGCGGAUUUUGCUGUGUUUGUUACUGAUUUGAAACGGAACUUGUCUGCUGAAGCAUCUCCAGUUGUGUUGUUUGGAGGAUCAUAUGGUGGAAGUAAGUCAAAGAAAGAAUCAUAUGAAUGUUUUUUUUUUUUUUUGGGAGUGAGUUUGUUGUUAUUGAUUGAUGCAAUGUUGUUAACAGUGUUGGCAGCAUGGAUGAGGCUCAAGUAUCCUCACAUUGCAAUUGGAGCAUUGGCUUCUUCAGCUCCGAUUCUUCAGUUUGAAGAUCUUGUACCUCCUCAGACGUUUUAUGACAUUGUAUCUAAUGAUUUCAAGCGUGAGAGUAGUAGCUGCUUUAGUACCAUAAAGGACUCCUGGGAUGCAAUCAUAGCUGAGGGUGAGAAGGAGAAUGGUCUUCAGCAGUUGUCGAAAACUUUUCAUUUUUGUCGGGCGUUGAACAGUACAGAUGACCUUUCAGGCUGGCUGGAUUCUGCUUAUAGUUAUUUGGCAAUGGUGGACUAUCCGUACGCUGCUGACUUUAUGAUGCCUUUGCCUGGGCAUCCCAUUAAAGAGGUCUGUAGAAAGAUUGAUGGGGCUAGUAGUGAUGCUAGCAUCCUAGAACGCAUAUAUGCAGGAGUAAGUGUGUACUACAACUAUACUGGGAAGGUUGGCUGCUUUGAGUUGGAUGAUGACCCUCAUGGUUUGGAUGGAUGGAACUGGCAGGCGUGCACGGAGAUGGUAAUGCCCAUGUCUAGUAGCCAAGAAAACAGCAUGUUCACAACUUACGAUUUCAAUUACUCUUCAUACAAAGAGGAUUGCUGGAAUACAUUCGGAGUCAAUCCAAGGCCUAGGUGGGUCACAACAGAGCUCGGUGGACAUGACAUAGAGACCACAUUGAAGUCGUUUGGAAGCAACAUCAUUUUCUCAAAUGGUCUGUUAGAUCCGUGGAGUGGUGGCAGUGUUCUGAAGAACUUAUCCAGUACCAUUGUUGCUCUUGUCACAGAAGAAGGUGGACAUCAUUUGGAUCUACGACCUUCAACUCCAGAAGACCCAAAAUGGCUAGUGGAACAGCGAGAAGCCGAGAUACGGUUGAUCCAAGAGUGGAUCAGAACAUAUCGACUAGAAAAAGUAGCUCAGUUUUCUUUGUUAAAAAGUUCAUGGUAAAAUAACACAUAUCUAGUAAGAGAAUGUUGUCUGUUAAAACGUUCUUGGUAAGAUAACAAUGUAAAAGAAUAUUCUCACUCAGUUCAUGCAUGCCCACAAUAAAACUCAGAAGCUGCAAACGCUGUAACACAUCGGUGUUUGAAUAAAUCUAUGCAAAGCUCUCGGUGUUCACUA